AUGACCGUCGCAGCGCAGUACCUGCCCACGCCCGUCCCGACCCCGCCGCCCGCCGGUGCAGCCGUCGCAGAACUCAAGAAGGGCAAGGCCCUCAAGCCGCCGUACCUCCCGCAGCGACACAGCUACACCCCGACGCACCCUGAGCUGUUCAGGAUCGAGUUCGGACCCGAAGGAGAAGAGUUUGGCAGCUCGUUGAGGGCGGAAAAGGCGUACAAGAAGGGCGACAUCCUGUGCCCGAUCCGCAACACUCUCCCGGGCAUCAAAGCCUACUCGUCCGUCCAGGUCCUCCCCGACCCUCCCCUUCCCUCCUCCUCCUCGACCGACUGGCCCUCGACGUACUUUGCCUCGGCACCCUCCUCGACUCGCCGACACAUCGAACUCAACUCGGACUUGCUCUACGUCAACCAUUCGUGUGACCCGAACGUCGUGUUUGACGUCGCGGGCGUCGAGGCGGGUCUUGAGGAGGAGAGCAAGGACGGUCUGUGGGAGGGCAAGUGGAGGGUCCGCGCCGAGAAGGACAUCGCCAAGGGCGAGAUUCUCACCUUUGCGUACUUCUCGACCGAGUGGGACAUGGACCAGCCGUUCCACUGCUUGUGCGGCACGGACCGAUGCAUCAAGACCAUCCAGGGCGCCAAAGAUCUCGACACCAAGGUCCUCGACAGUUACUUCAUCAACCGACACAUCCGCGCCAUGAAGGAGCACCAGCAGCGAUCAUGA
Messenger RNA from Rhodotorula toruloides NP11, 717 nucleotides. RefSeq names its product galactose-proton symport. Gene Ontology annotation, molecular function: protein binding. The record is from RefSeq and is a predicted model, not a curated record. Bases 1 to 717 code for a protein of 238 amino acids. The transcript has 4 exons. NCBI's taxonomy places the organism in Eukaryota, Fungi, Basidiomycota, Microbotryomycetes, Sporidiobolales, Sporidiobolaceae.